Molecule: messenger RNA, 2622 nt
Organism: Talaromyces rugulosus
Lineage: Eukaryota; Fungi; Ascomycota; Eurotiomycetes; Eurotiales; Trichocomaceae
Exons: 7
Biological process (GO): RNA (guanine-N7)-methylation; heme biosynthetic process
Cellular component (GO): cytosol
Molecular function (GO): protein binding; uroporphyrinogen decarboxylase activity
Source: RefSeq, a predicted model, not a curated record
AUUUGGCUACGCAAAUUGCCCCUCAAUCGCGAGAUAUUGGCGAUUACUAUCAUGGCUCUAAAGCCUCAGCAUCCGUUCCAAUGCCUGCGAUAUGUUGAUCGCCAAGAUUCAGGUCUCAUAAUUGCAUCAGCAGGUGCAAAGCUUUAUUCUUUCUCGGUCAAUGACGGUCGUAAGCUCUAUACAUGGCCUCCUAGUGGGGGUACUAGCAGCCCAACCUCUCAAGUUGACUCUGCUGAGCGCGGUGAUGAGCCGCCUGAGAAGAAAAGGAAGCUUUUGCCAGGUAGCACUGCUGAGAACGAAAAAGAGGAAGCUCAAGCCAAGAGCGAGUCUGCCAUCAGUGUUCCUACCUGGUCGACCAUUCCGAUCUUGGUCAUCUCCCAUUCAGGUCGCUAUGUAAUAGCAGUGACGGCAGAAGACAAAAAUGUUCGAGUUCUCGAAAUCGAUUCCGAUGGAGUGCUGACGCAAUUGAGUGCAAGACCAGUCCCAAAACGGCCAUGCGCGAUAUCACUGUCAUUUGACGACAACACAAUUUUCAGUGCCGAUAAAGGCGGAGAUGUGUAUGGUCUUUCUUUCCACCCUUCCGAGGAUGGAGAGUUACGAAUUGUCUCUCGGCCAAAGAAGGCUUAUCAGCCGGCAGCAAACGCUCAAGUAGUCCACACGAAAAGAAACUUAUAUUCUCUCCAGCAACAGCUUCGUCAACAGCAGGAACACGAAAAACAAGGAAUUGAGCACACGGUCAGUCGUCCGGUGAAGCCCAACGCACUUCUCGGGCAUAUUUCUAUACUCACAGAUAUUGCCCUUGGAGCUGUGCCAUCGACAUCAUCCACCGAUAAACCACAUGUCUACCUUAUCACGGCAGAUCGCGACGAACAAAUCCGAGUGUCUCGCGGUCCACCUCAGACGCACAUUAUAGAGGCAUAUUGCUUGGGUCACGAAUUAUUCGUUACCAGACUCUGCACUCUUACUUCUGCUCCACAUCUUUUAAUCUCAGGGGGUGGUGACGAUUAUCUCUUGGUAUGGGAUUGGAGAAUCGGUCAACCCUUGCACAAGGUCCAAAUCGCCACAGAAGGGAAGCAAGGCAAACCCGUUGUUAGAGGCAUAUGGGAGAUCCACUUCAAUGGCAGCUCAUCAGUUGCUAUCCUUGUGGCUUUUAAUGGAUCGCCCGAGCUCCAAAGUUUCUUGCUACAAGAAGACGGCCAACUAACACCCCAAAAAUCCAUCCAGGCAUCUGGAAAUGUUUUGGAUGUCACAUGGGCUGAAAGUCAAGCUACUCUCUUCCUUUCCAUCGAUGCAUGUCACGAGGCGGGCUCGACUAAGACAUGGAGGAAAAAUUUCAGUGCAACCCAAACUCUUGUCGAAAGCUACAUAGCCAAGGUCCAGGAUGGUAGCUUGGAAUUUGAAUCGACUACUGCUCAAGUUGUUGAGCAGGUGAACUCUCAGGGGACAGAAGAUGUUGUUGCUGUGCUGGACGACGAGCCGGCACAGCAAAAGGCUCAGAAGGCACUGAGUGGGACAGCUUUGGAACGCAAAAUGUAUAGCAAAUUUGAGCCUUUGAAGAAUGAUCUUCUCUUGAGGGCUGCAAGAGGGGAAACCGUCGAGCGGCCGCCGAUAUGGGUUAUGAGACAAGCUGGGCGAUAUUUACCCGAAUAUCAUGAAGCCAAGGGCAACCGGGACUUUUUCGACUGCUGUCGGUCGCCCGAGAUCGCUUCCACCCUCACUCUGCAACCCAUUGAGCGCUUCGAAGGGCUCAUCGAUGCUGCCAUUAUUUUCUCCGAUAUUCUCGUGAUUCCGCAAGCGAUGGGAAUGACGGUGGAGAUGAUUGAUAAGAAGGGCCCGAGUUUUCCGGAACCAUUGCAAUCGCCCGAUGACGGCCAGUACGAGAAGAUCUUGCAAAAGCAGGUGGAUGUGGAAAAGGAGUUGGACUAUGUCUACAAGGCCAUCACACUCACCCGAACCAAGCUUAAUGGCCGAGUGCCGCUCAUCGGAUUCUGCGGUGCCCCAUGGACCCUACUCUGCUACAUGGUCGAAGGGGGCGGCACGAAAUUGUUUGUGCAAUCCAAGAAAUGGAUAUACAAAUACCCCAAGGAGAGCAAGGCGUUGCUUCAGAAAAUUUCCGAGAUUUGUGUUGAAUAUCUGGCUCUACAAGUCUCUGCUGGUGCUCAACUGGUACAAAUCUUUGAUUCGUGGGCAGGCGAACUGUCACCGGCAACAUUUAAGGAAUUCUCUCUUCCCUACCUUCGAUAUAUCUCUCAAAACUUGCCAAAACGGCUACAGGAACUUGGAAUCGACGCGGUUCCCAUGACUGUCUUUGCCAAGGGUGCAUGGUUUGCACUAGAUGAACUCUGCGACAGUGGAUACAACGUGGUUGGCUUGGACUGGCUACAUGAUCCGGCCGAGGCGUAUAAAAUUGCUCGAGGACGUGUGACACUGCAGGGAAAUGCCGACCCUGGUGUUUUGUACGGAGAACACUCUGCUAUAACCGCUACCGUUGAGAAUAUGGUCAAGGGAUUUGGUGGAGGCAAGAAGGGUUGGAUUGCCAACCUUGGUCACGGGAUUACACCAUUUGUCAACCCAGAUGACCUCAGAUUCUUCUUCGAAGAGAUCCAUAGGCUGACGAAAUGA